CACAAGUAGAGUUGAAGCUCUGAGCAGCAGCUUGCACUUCUCCUUCUCUCCUUCUCAUGACCUUAAUCUUCGCUCAGCUGACCUCCAUCUUUUCUUAAACAUAUAAACAUGAGGAACACAUUCAGCUACAGACAAAUUGGAUCAACCCUGUGGUGAGGGCCACACAACAGUGGAUAAUUGCUUGCCUCCAGGCAUGUGAGGCACUCUGAGAUUAGAGGUGUCUGGGUGAAAGAUGACUUUACUGGCUGGCGAUGGCUCCGACUAUGACUAUAGUGCCUUUAGCUGCAUCUCGGAAACCUCACUGAACCCCCCACCCAUCCAGGACAGCGAGACCCUUAAGGGUGUUUACUACAAACGUGCCCGGUGUCUUGCUAAGGACCCUGAUGCUGAUGCCAGCAUUUUGCCUGGUGCCCAACGCUUACAUGCCAUCAUCAAUGUGGGUGGCCUGCGCUACCAGUUACCAUGGAGCACGCUGGAUGACUUCCCACUGUCACGGCUAGGCCGCCUGCGACUGUGUACAAGCUUCGAUGAGAUCAUGAGAGUGUGCGACGAUUACGAUGUGACUCGCAAUGAGUUCUUCUUUGACCGGAGCCCAUGUGCUUUCCGUGCCAUCCUGACAUUCCUGCGUGCCGGCAAGCUGCGUGCUUUGAGAGAUACUUGCGUUCUUUCUUUCCAAGAAGAACUGCUGUACUGGGGUGUUCCAGAGGAAAAGCUGGAGUGGUGCUGCCGAAGGCGCUUGAUCCAGCGUAUAGAGGAGCGUGAUGAGCUUGAGAGGGUGGCUGAGGAAGAUGAGGAAGAGGACGAUGAUGAGAGUGAUGGAGGUCGUAGGGAGGGAGGUCUGGAUAAAGAAUCUCGACUUGGCCACUGCAUGGUCAAACUAAGGGACAUGGUGGAGAGGCCGCACUCAGGUCUUCCUGGAAAGAUCUUCGCUUGCCUCUCUGUGCUCUUUGUCACCAUUACAGCUAUUAAUCUGUCCAUAAGCACUAUGCCUGCUAUGAGGGAGGAGGAGGAAGCUGGCAAAUGCUCCCAGAUGUGCUACAACAUCUUCAUCGUGGAGACCGUGUGUGUGGCUUGGUUUUCUCUUGAGUUCACACUGCGCUUCAUUCAGGACCGCAGCAAGCUGGCCUUCCUUCGUCGCCCACUCAAUCUGAUUGACGUGGUGGCCAUCUUGCCCUACUACAUCACCCUGGCUGUGGACGGCACAUCCACCGGAUCAGGCAACAGCUAUCUGGACAAAGUUGGGCUUGUUCUGCGCGUCCUGCGUGCUCUGCGUAUUCUGUACGUGAUGCGUUUGGCGCGGCAUUCUCUCGGCCUUCAGACUCUGGGCCUCACAGCGCGGCGCUGCACGCGUGAGUUCGGCCUGCUGCUGCUGUUCCUGUGUGUGGCCAUUGCGCUCUUCUCACCACUUCUGUACCUCAUCGAGAAUGAGGUGGCAGCCACGCAGGAGUUCAGCAGCAUCCCGGCCACGUAUUGGUGGGCGGUGAUCACAAUGACGACGGUGGGCUAUGGUGACAUGGUGCCACGCAGCAUACCGGGCCAGGUGGUGGCACUCAGCAGCAUCCUGAGUGGCAUCCUGCUCAUGGCCUUCCCUGUGACAUCCAUCUUCCACACAUUCUCCCGUUCCUACGUGGAGCUGAAGCAGGAGCAGCAGCGCCUCCUGCAGCGGCGGACUCACUUCCUUCUACGCGGGCGCGUGCCUGGUCUAGACAGUAAUGCGUCACUGGAGAGUGACAUCCUGUUUCCGAGUGCCUCGUCUGACCCUAGAGACCUUGAUGACUAAAAGAAAGGAAUAAAAAUACAACAAUAUGCCAUGAAUAAGGACAGAAAACGUAUUUCAGCAAUCUGAACUCAACGUUUGCUGAGCAGUUAUAUCUUAGACACAGGGUGAAUUCAGGUAAAUCAGAUAAAUAAUAAUAAAAAAUAACUUUAUGUGGUGGUUUCCGACCUAGGAAAAAACUGAACAUAUUGUAUGAGAACAUACACGUAGAUUUAUGUAACUUGGCCGCACUCACAGUACAUUAAUCUCAUUUAUGCAUCUGACCAGUUGAUGGUUAAAGGCCUUGCCUAAUGUCCCAACAGUAGCAGCUUGGCAGGCUGGGAUUUAAAGUUAUGACCUUUUCAUUAGUAGGCCAACUUCAGCCACAGAGCAAAUAUUGCAAUUAAAGAUAUCAUAUAUCCAUCCAUCCAUCCAUUCAAGCCAUCGCCACAAACAAUGUUUGGCUUUAGUAAGCUAUCAUUCAUCGCUGUAAGUGAAAGUGACUUUGCUCGGGAGCCCGAACGUCCUGAGACCUGCAGGCAAACACACACACACACACACACACACACACACACACAAUGCAUGGCUUUUGACUGUGGGGGAAAAUGGAGUAACAAGCAUAAGAGGAGCAUGUUUCGAACCCCCCAGCCCUGGAAAUGGGAUGAAGCGUUGCUAAACACCAAGUUACUAUGGCACUUUAACAUAUUACAUUUGGUUUUUAAAAUAAUUAACUUUUACUCAAACGAUAUUAACAUAAACCAAUUAUCUUAGUGACUCACAAGGCUGCUGACACUGGUGGUGUGUGUGUGUGUGUG
Clarias gariepinus (North African catfish) is the source of this 2571-nucleotide messenger RNA. It is a transcript of the gene kcng1, whose product is annotated as potassium voltage-gated channel, subfamily G, member 1. NCBI's taxonomy places the organism in Eukaryota, Metazoa, Chordata, Actinopteri, Siluriformes, Clariidae. The transcript is spliced from 3 exons. The record is from RefSeq and is a predicted model, not a curated record. Gene Ontology annotation, cellular component: membrane; voltage-gated potassium channel complex. Gene Ontology annotation, molecular function: delayed rectifier potassium channel activity. Bases 233 to 1780 code for a protein of 515 amino acids. Gene Ontology annotation, biological process: potassium ion transmembrane transport; protein homooligomerization; regulation of delayed rectifier potassium channel activity.